AUGCUCUCACGCCCACUAAUCCCAGACCCUGGUGAAUAUGAUAUUGAUCCCGACAUAGGCUUCGUCACACCUACACCGGCGGAGCUUCCAGAGUACUAUGCGCCAUGGCACCAGCUUUGUUCUGCUCUACCACAGCUCCUGAAAUCAAAAAAUCUGAGAAUCAAAAUCGAAAGCCUUGAUAUACUUACCACGGAUCAUCUCACCAGCCUAUCACACUGGCAACGGGCAUAUGUCAUCCUCGGCUUCUUAACUCAGGCCUAUGUCUGGCAGGACAAGACAAGUCCCUCCGCCGCCGUACCAGCUAGUCUGGGUGACCCAUUCAUCAAAGUUUGCGAGUACUUGGGUAUGAAACCCGUCUUGAGCUACGCCGGGCUUUGUCUGUGGAACUGGUUGCCCACUCGCGAGAACAACAUUUGGAGCCCUUCGGAAACUCUCUCAGGUUUCGACAACAUCAAGUCCACUGCUUUAUUCACUGGCACAAGAGACGAAGACGCAUUCUACCUCGUCCCAGUGAUGGUUGAAGCGCAAGGGGGCAAGCUCGUACAGCUAUUCCUGGAUGCCGUGACGGCCGAUCAGAAGGGCAACGGGGGAGAUCUCCUGUCAACGCUUCAGACUUGCGCUGCCAGACUAAAGACCAUGGGUGAGACAAUGUCCGUAUUGCACCAGAACUGUGAUCCAGGAUUCUUUUAUCAUCGGAUCAGGCCAAUGAUCGCUGGGAGCGCCGGAGCAGAGGAAAAAGGGUUACCGAAUGGUGUCACCUUGCAAUGCAGCAAUGGGUCUGAAGUUGUCGUAAAGUGUGUGGGAGGGAGUGCUGGGCAGAGCUCUCUCUUCCAAUUUCUGGAUCAUAUGUUUGGUGUUGAGCACGAAUCAAAAUUAUUGUAUGAGAUGAGGCCAUACAUGCCGAAAAACCAUAGAGAGUUUCUGGAGACAGUUGAGUUAUUACCGUCAUUGCGACACAUUAUGGAGCGGCAUCCCGAAGAUGGAAGGCUGCGCAAGGCGUUUCAGCUCGUCAUCGAGAACUUCAAGCAAUGGAGAACCAGGCAUGUUGUCGUUGUUUCGAGGUACAUUGUUCAACCUGCAGCUGCUGAGGCGAAAAGGGAGGAAGUGAAUGGGCAACCUAAUGCCGAGCCAAAGGGUACCGGGGGAUCGCUGCCAAUACCGUUCUUGAAGCAGUACAGAGAUGAGACAGUGUUUAGUUCUGAAAAUUGA
Messenger RNA from Rhinocladiella mackenziei CBS 650.93, 1209 nucleotides. RefSeq lists its product as uncharacterized. The record is from RefSeq and is a predicted model, not a curated record. Gene Ontology annotation, biological process: 'de novo' NAD+ biosynthetic process from L-tryptophan. Gene Ontology annotation, molecular function: heme binding; indoleamine 2,3-dioxygenase activity; metal ion binding. The coding region runs from base 1 to 1209 and encodes 402 amino acids. The transcript has a single exon. Lineage: Eukaryota; Fungi; Ascomycota; Eurotiomycetes; Chaetothyriales; Herpotrichiellaceae. Gene Ontology annotation, cellular component: cytoplasm.